This is a messenger RNA of Zonotrichia leucophrys gambelii, 1122 nucleotides long. RefSeq names its product chromosome 2 C9orf152 homolog (gene C2H9orf152). The transcript has 2 exons. NCBI's taxonomy places the organism in Eukaryota, Metazoa, Chordata, Aves, Passeriformes, Passerellidae. The coding region runs from base 92 to 892 and encodes 266 amino acids. The record is from RefSeq and is a predicted model, not a curated record.
GCACCGUGCUUGGAAGAAAGUCACUUCUUCAUUUAGAAGAUUUCAGAUGCUUCACACUUGAUUUGCUUUUUUUUUUUUUUUUGCCAGCACAAUGAAGGAAAUGUCCUGCUUCUGCUUGGCUUUUUCUUCCUUGUUGGAACAGAUGGUGAAGGCUUACAAAUACGUGACUGGUAUUUUUUUAGUGACUCAUAGCUCAGAGCCACAGGUUUCAGAUGCUGUUAAGAAGCUCACCAGGAUGGAUGUAAGCAUGCUUGAGGAGCAGUAUGACCAUAUAAAACAGAAGCAAAAACUGCAACCACACAUUAUUGUAUAUAAAACAGGUGGACAUGAAUCUGCUCUGCCAGAAUCAAUGAUCAACCCUGUUCUAAUUAACAAGAAAGUUAAAAGAUCAAAGUCAUGUAGAGGAGACGUCCCUGUCAGAAAGGUCCCACUGGAGACAACCAAGGGUGGCGACUCAGAAGAGGAUUUGCUAUGGCGCGUCCACCUGGGCAGGCACCGCCUGGGGCAGGCCCUGGGACAAGGAGGUUCCUGGGAUCUCUCCCACCACAGCAGCACACCAUGGAGUUUCGACAACCAGAGACUGAUUUCAAAGGGAAAUGGCACACUGCAGACCGAGGAAUCAGCAGGAGCAAGUGAACUGGCUGAGCUCAGGCAGCUGGGAAGCUCAAGUGUGUUGAACAGUCUCAGCAGAGAGAACGGCUGCAACAUUUCAAGCUCCUGCCAAAAGCCUCCUCUGAAAUCACCCACUGCAGCACUUUGGGCACAUCAGCACAUUUCUGCUACAAAAUGCAUGCCAGCCUGCAACAAACUGACCUUUUACCCUUUCCCAAAUAGGAAAGGGCCCAGAAUUUCUGAAGCUGCAAGGAGGCUUGGGUUGUAUGUCUCACAAUGAGGACAUUCAGUAAUACCUAAAUCUUAGUCAAAAAGUUGACUAAAAUUUAAAAUAGUAAAGCAGUCCUUCUAGUUGCACAGAUCAACCUGCUGAGGGUUUACUGCUAUUAUUAGCCAUGGAAGAUUCUGACUACAUAAUCUUUAAUAUCUUUAUAAUUUUUAACAUAUAAUUUCAUCAUUCACUUUCAAGAUACUCAAGAUAAUUUCUGAUGUAUUUUUAAAUCAAUCAAU